This is a messenger RNA of Dermacentor andersoni, 2184 nucleotides long. RefSeq lists its product as uncharacterized. Lineage: Eukaryota; Metazoa; Arthropoda; Arachnida; Ixodida; Ixodidae. The record is from RefSeq and is a predicted model, not a curated record.
UAAAGGAAGGAAUAUACGCACCUUCGUCCAUUAGCUGCUCCAUGAUUAGAGGCUUUGCAUGAAGUCAAAAUGUGUGGCUACAGAGUACACUCUUUAGCUAGGGGGGCCGGGCUUAAGUAAAACUGAAAGAUGUUCUGCAUCCUCCACAGUGGGUUUGCGCCAGUAUCUCGAGGCGGCUACGACAGCAGCAACACCGGCGAAGACGAGGAGGACGAGGGCGCUGCUCGCACAGCUGGGGUGCAAUGGCGCCUUGGCGUCUGCGCGUCAGCUGCGUCCUCCUCGCGGCUUUCCUCGUCUUGACGCCUCUCGCUCGCGCCGAGGAGGCCCAGCAACAAACCGCGCAAGCUGGUCCGCCGGGAACAGGUGAUCAGCGGGCCGAGAAGCAAACAGAGCAGGUUAAAGAGACCGCGACGAAGAAUUCAAGCCAGCUCGAAGCUCCCCCCGUGCCACUGACAAAACAGGGUGAUAGUGUUCAGGCGGCAAAAACAACGCCUCCGGUGAAGUUCAAGGACUCCACAGUCCAGGAUGCUAAGAACAAGGCGGAACGCAUCGAGCCCUCCGAAGCUCCGAAAGAGGCAGAAGGGAAUCCACGAGGUACAAGCGAUAGCCACGACACAGACGGUGGUUCGGCGGAUGACCAGCGUCGCGGGCAGCAGCCGAUGGCGGCGUCGAUGGAAGACGACGCCAGAGAAGGCGGCGCCUCGGGCAGUGGAGUCGGAGAGGAAGAGCAGCUGCUGCUGGAGGACUCCGCGGACCCGUCCGCCUUGGAGGACCUCCAGCACCUCAGGGACGUUCUCGACGGCAGGGAUUCGAGACGCGAGGAGGGCGAAGGAAGCCUGUCGGCGUUGGUGAAGAACGCCCUGAGCUCCAUGUACUCCAUAAUCACCUACGAUUUCUGCCAGGCGUCGGCGGCCAUCCCAGCGGAACCCUCGAAUCCGCAACGAGCGGUCCACGCACAGACCUCACCACCAGCACCGGGCAAAGGAGGAGAGGACAAAGGAGCCGGCGACACGAAGGCGUUGUCGUGCACUCAGAAGGGAGGUCGCCUGGCCGACUGGCGCGCCUGGAGGGAGGUGGGCCACAGGAAACCCAAGGCCGUACUCGCCAGACUUGCCUGUCUCCUGCGGUCGGCGGGCUACCGCCUCUACCCGCUGCGCCGCCCAGCGCAGUUCUGGCCGCAGGGCGACGUGUGCACGGCGCUGUGCCACUCGUGCGAGUGCGACUACGACGCCAACUCGACCUGCUCCCUGGCUCGGGAGGCCUGGAAGGCGCGCACCCCCGCCGUGCUGUACGCUCUUUACUCGGUCCUGCACCACUCGCGCGCCCUGUGCGCUACGGCCCUGCUGCUGAGCGUGCUCCGCAAGCACUACGUGUACCGGAUCGUGCUCUGCACUCCGCUCAUCAUCCUCCUCGCCAUGGUGACGAGGUGUCUUUACGUUUUGAUGCAACUGAGACGCUACCUUGAGAACAGUGCCACACCGGCGAUAAACACGAGGGAUUGUUCAAACCGGCAUAGUGAGGACGAGGAGAUCAGCAUGUCACCCCUGGAGAGGCACCGCCGACGCGACCUUCUUUUCAACGAAGAGCAUCCUGACAAACACGCCGAGGCUCUCAUCAGCAAGCUAAACCACGCGAUGUCGUCGCUCCGGAGUUUCUGCACCUUCCUAGAAACAACUAGGGGAUACUACAAGACCAGGACUACGCCCUGCGUGAAAUGCUCGACGUUGUGUUUCGCCUGCAGGAGCCGAAAGCAUAGUCUGGUUCUUUUUCAGCCUCACCCGAACGGGAAGCUACGAGAUCUGGCAUUGACACGGCCCCCCCACGUAUCCAAGGCAAGUGGACUGUCGCCGUCGGCGAGAUCGACCAAUUGAGUUUUCACAAAGCGCGAGCUUUCUCGGCAGGCGAAUAACAACCACGGAGGGCGGGCAGGGCUGGUCCAGCGCUCUUGCAGGCGCGUUGACCGAAUUCGCUUAGACGCUCGCCAGGUCGAACAGGCCUAGCCGUAUGCGUGAGCCCGACGACCGGUUUUCAGCCCGUCGAGCCAACUCGACCCGCCUUCUGUCGGGUUCACUACAGCAUUCGUAAAGAUGGAUGUAGCGCAAAUAAAAUGUGCUCGAGUGAUAGACGGGAAAGAAAUAGCGACAAACGUUACUCCUGGGUACUUGUCGUGGCAGACCCCUCUCU